AUGAAUGAUUUUAACGAAACUUAUGUUUCUGAGGAAUUAUUCCCAUUAUUCAAAAACAGGCUUCUGUCGCCAAAACGACCUGAGUAUCCAAAAUUCAUUCAUUGGCUAGGAUUGGAUGGAACAGAGGCGGAACCAAUUGAGAUCCUUGCUCGCUCUGGCGGUAUGCGUAGCACUGACCAAUUGCAAAUGUUUAAGCGCAUCGAAAUUGAUAGUGACGGAUAUUUUGAACAUUUCUUUUUUGCGCACGGAUUAAGCUAUAUGCCCCAUUCCGCUAAUGAACGCGUAUCUCACCUGAAUCCGGGAGAUAAACUGUUCCUGUGCCCGGAUGUGCAGAAUGACUAUGAUAAAGCUGCUGUGCUCAUUCGAACAGAUAGCCCACCAGAAAUUGUAGGGUACUGUCCUCGUUAUUUUGCCAGUGAUAUCAAGAGAAUGCUUCUUGAUAACGAUGAUUCUAUUAGUUUAAGUGUCGAACGUAUCAGUGCCGAUGCCCCUCAUAAUUACAGGCUUCUUUGUAAAGCAAUCGGGAAAGUGUCGAAAACUUUCCUUGAUCAGAUGAUUCUCCAGGAAGAAUUCCAACCAGUUGUGUAA
Cooperia oncophora is the source of this 588-nucleotide messenger RNA. The record is from the annotation of a GenBank genome assembly. Lineage: Eukaryota; Metazoa; Nematoda; Chromadorea; Rhabditida; Trichostrongylidae.